GUUCCACAGUGCAUAGAACCCCUUCUACAACCGAUCCUUAACGUCUCUAGAUAUCACACACGACAUAAUUACUCAAAUGACAAUCAGCUCCACAUCGGCCUAAUUUACACAAUUAACUUAUCGACAAUACAAGUAUACACCCCUCUAAGACGACUCCCAUAAUGCCUCCCAAACGCCCCAGCAAACGCACCACCACCACCAGCAGCACAGCCCAAUCCACCCUCGCAUUCCACGGUGCUCAAGGCGCACGCAUCACAAAAUCCGGCGCCGCCCAAACAGCUACAAAAUCGAAAUACUUCAAGGCCAGUGCGCCUGCGAAGCGCUCCAUCUCGCCGACGCCCGCAGACGAGCCUGCGAGCGCACAGAUCGACGUUGCAACACCGGCCAAAGCAGAGGAGGUUCCCAAACAGAAGACAAACGAAGAAGAAAACGUAAAUGUAGAAUACGAAGAAGAACACGAGGCGUUUGUUGCGCCGGCAGUGAAGGCAGAGACGGAGACCGCACACAGAGACGAGAACGAGACCGAGGCAUUGAAGAUUAGCGAUGCGCGGAUCCGGAAGUAUUGGGCGGCGAAGGAGCGCGAGAGGAUUGCGAAGAGGGUGCAUCAAGGUGGUUUGAGCACGGAGGAGAAGGUGUUGAGAGAGUUUGAUAUUGCGGCGAAGUUUGGGCCUUGUGUUGGUAUAGCACGCAUAAAGCGCUGGAAAAGAGCGAAGAAGCUUGGCUUGGAGCCGCCGGUUGAGGUUUUGGCUGUAUUGCUGAAGGAGGAGGGAACGAGAGAAAGGGCGUAUGUGGAUGAGUUGAUGGGCACACGGUUUGUGCAGUAGCCUGUGGCAGAGACGUGAGGAAAGAGCAAUAUCAAGUCAAAGGAACCGGUUGGAGUCAGGGUGUUUUAUUGGGUUGUGCAAUUAUGGCGUCAGAUC
Messenger RNA from Pseudovirgaria hyperparasitica, 920 nucleotides. RefSeq lists its product as uncharacterized. Gene Ontology annotation, molecular function: DNA-directed DNA polymerase activity. NCBI's taxonomy places the organism in Eukaryota, Fungi, Ascomycota, Dothideomycetes, Acrospermales, Acrospermaceae. Gene Ontology annotation, biological process: DNA synthesis involved in DNA repair; DNA-templated DNA replication. Bases 162 to 824 code for a protein of 220 amino acids. The record is from RefSeq and is a predicted model, not a curated record. The transcript has 2 exons. Gene Ontology annotation, cellular component: delta DNA polymerase complex.